Molecule: messenger RNA, 4585 nt
Organism: Liolophura sinensis
Lineage: Eukaryota; Metazoa; Mollusca; Polyplacophora; Chitonida; Chitonidae
Product: pleckstrin homology domain-containing family G member 6-like
Exons: 13
Coding region: 186-2537 (783 amino acids)
Biological process (GO): endothelial cell migration; Rho protein signal transduction
Cellular component (GO): axon; plasma membrane; endocytic vesicle
Molecular function (GO): guanyl-nucleotide exchange factor activity
Source: RefSeq, a predicted model, not a curated record
AACCCUAAACUUGACUUCUGUGGUACAGGUGAAAUAUUCUAUAGUAUGGCAUUAAACACCAAUGAAAUAAAUAAAACGCUUUUUUAUAAUGAUCAUUGCUGUUUCAGGAUCGUGAAAAACAAGAGCAGCUGAACGAGGUGUUGACUGGUUACAGUACAAAUGGUCUCCCAGGCUUACCAGACUUGAUGCGUAUCCCAGGACAGCCUGUCUACCCCACGGAGCUUUUUGAGCUGGAGGCACACUGGAGUUCACUGGUCGCCAAUGCUUCCAGUCUGACAAAAAGGCAGCAUGAUCAGCAAGAGGCUAUCUGGGAACUGCUUCAGACAGAAGUUCAGUAUAUCAAGUCUCUCAAAGUUAUCACAGAUCUCUUUAUCUCAGUCUUGUUAAAUUUGCAACAAGAGUUGGUGUUAAAUGAGAUUGAGACAGAAAAAUUGUUCAGCAAUAUAAACCAGAUUUACCUAGCCAACUGCAAAUUCUGGAAAGAGCAUUUUCUGACAGUUCUAGAAAGUACAAGGGAAACUAGGAAACCUCUAGAUCCAUCACUGAUGAAAGAUGGUUUUAAAAAGUUUGCUGAUAACUUCAAACCUUAUACCAAAUACUGCUUAGAACAAAAACCAUGCCUGGAUUACAUGAAGGCCAGGUAUAAGGACAAUGAUCUCUUCAAAGCCUUUGUUGUGUGGGCAGAAGCUCAGAAGCAGUGCAAUAGACUAAAACUGACAGAUUUGCUGGUUAAACCGAUGCAACGGCUGACAAAGUAUUCCCUCCUACUGCAAGCUGUACUCAGAAAAACAGAGGACGAUAAGCAACGCAGAGCCAUCUUAGAAAUGAUAGGAAAUGUGGACCGUUUUGUUACUCAUGUGAAUGGGGAGCUGAGAAAGUGUCAUGAGCAGGAGCGGCUGGGGGCCAUCAUCAGUAAGAUAGAGUCCUAUGAUGCGGUGGAGCCCCCCAAUGACGAGUGCAAAGAGGUGAUCCAGCAGUACUGUGAGCUGAACCUGUGGGACCCCAUGCCUGGCUGUAACGCUCAACAACCCCGCUGUGUCAUCAUCCAGUCUGGGCUCAAGCUGAAGGAUGCUCAGAUGAGGUCUAACAUUAAGAUGAAGUUAUAUUGCUGGGGAUAUAUGUGUAUAGCGGUCACUAUUAUUUGGGUUUUACGUGACCUUCAACAGGUGGAUGUGGAGUGCAUGUUGUUCACUGACCUGUUACUGCUGUGUAAAGCCAGCAAGAGGAUGGACAAGUUUAAGGUCAUCAAACCUCCCAUGAGAGUGGACAAGAUUGUUGUCCAGGAGCUUAAAGACAAAGGGAGCUUCUUACUGCUGUACUUGAAUGAGUAUCGUGUGCCCGUGUCGGCAUUCACCUUCCACGGAGACAACGCCUCAAUACGUGUCUGGAUUGAACACAUUAAAAAAGCUCAGGAUUUAUACAGUGAAGCCAAAAUGGCCUCCAUGCGAGGAGGUGACCCGUUGUUUUCCUCAGACGCCUCCACGACGUCUCCCAACAGCCCUAGCUCCUUCCUGGGGGAGAGUGUAGAUGGGGGUACAUUCAUUCAUCCUCACAGUGUGGAGCCCUCGAUGUCAGAGUUCCCGCAUUCUAUGCGACCACGGGCAUACACAGUCGGAGCAAACGAUGAAGACGAGGAUGAGGACGAAGUAGAUGACGCCUCAUCCAGUCACACGUUGCCUCGUGAGGUUGUUCUUACAGAGCACAAGCUUCAGCAUUCAGCCUCAGCACCCACUGAGAGUGCUGGGAAGGAUUCUCAGGAUACAGACAGCCCAAAACACCGACACAAAGUUAAGAAACAUUCCAUGUCCUUACCCCUGGGGUCCGUUCAACCAGACAUCGUCAGUGCUGAGCUGGCCGAGAACGUGUUUCAGUCGACAAAUGAAGAUGAGGCAGCUAAGUUAAAGUUACACCAGCGCAGGACAUCACGCACGGAGCGUCGCUACCACACUGCUGACGCCAUACGGGAAAUGGAGCGACGUGACGAAGAUAAAGACAACAGCAUUCAUAAACGUUUGUCAUGGAAUUUAGGCAUGGUGGACAUCAAUUUAGAAGAAAAACGUGUUGGUUUAAAAAACAAAGCGUUUAGUAGUGACUCCUUGCGGAGUGUCCAUAGCUCAAGUGGUGUAAGCUCUACCGGCUCUCUUCACCUUAGUCCCGACAGUGAAAUCUCUGAAGAGUCUGAGACGAACUCUGUCAAAGCCAGUCCUGCUUUGAGCCGGAGCAUGAAUACUAGCACAGACAGCCCUAUGAACAUGUCUCUGGAGAUACCGGAAGACACAGCUGGUUCUUACAAUCCAGUUUCCGUGGAAACAGAAGAGAACAAGCUCAGCCCCGAUGACAAACAUUCCAAAUCUAAAUCCACAUCAGACAUUGCUAACUUGAUGGGAGAGUUAACGACCAGUCAGUUGAAAGACGGAAUUUCCUCAGUGGAGUUACCAAGGAUUGGAGUUCAUUCCAAGAAACUCAGUUACUCUCAAAUGUUACUGGUGAAGAAACAGUUAUUGCUCAGCUCAGACCUAGAAGCCUCUGAGGUGUGAUGACGUCAGAACCUCGGCCGUCUAUGUGAAACUUGCCCCUCCCCUGGGGGUAUGACCUGAUGGAGAGCUCAUUUGUUCCUCAGGAUAUGGUGCUCCUAUACUGAUCUACUAGAAUAUUUAUAUACUUAUAUACUUAUUGACAUUUGAACUCUCAUGGACCCAUCCAUGGCAACAUAUGUGAGACCUGGCUUUCUAAAGGAAACACAAAGUCCCGACUCAAGCCAUGUAUAAUGGUCAAGGGCCACAUGCAGUACUCCAAGGUUAAAAGGUCGUGGUCAAAUCUUGUGCUUAAUACGGGACUGUAAAUAUCUUUAUAAUUCAAGAGUUUUGUGAUGAAAGCCAGUGAGUUUUUGGAAAAACCCAGCUCUUGUAUAAUGCAACUAACGUCAUUGUGACAAAUGAUGGUGACCUAUGGAAUUCUUUCAUAGAAUACAUGUACAGUCAUUUACACUAAGGUACAGAGAGAUCAAGAACUGACACACUGUUACAGGAUUACCAUGUACAAAUUCACCCCUCCCAAACACACCAACUUCCAACCCUACCCCCAAGGUGUGACUUAGAUGUUGCAACUGCCGUCCAGUCGUGACAAGUUUCUGGUGUAGGUACAGGGAGAAAAUGUCAGAUUUGAGAAAACCACACCCACAUCACCAUAGCCUUUCAAAUUACAGAUAACAUAUGAGAAGUUAUGUUACAGCUUGUAACUGAAAAGGGCUUACUGUUAUCAAUUUAGUACUUGUUAAGUCGUUAAUACUUAGGUGAUGUCAUGUAGUGAGAUGAGCAGUGCAUUUGUAAGUACAUGUAUGUAGGCACCUGAAUUUUCUGAAUUAAUUUUCCAUCAUCUUUCAUAAUUCCCAUCCUGGGUUUGAACACACAUUGUCCAGUUCUGUCAGCCUAGCAAAGGCGCAUACUGGAAUAUUUUAAAACCAUUUAAAUCCAUGAUUUUGGAGUGCAUUGUACUUAACUGUUAUGGUGGUCAGAAAAGCAGCUUUUUAUUCUGCAUUAACACAGUCUUAUACUAUACUAUACUUAUACUGUACUACCAAAAAUUUAUAUUGUACCAUUCCUUAAAUAAGAAAUGCAGUCUUGCCAUAUUGUUGCCAAAUUUGUUGGUGAUGAAUAUAUAAUCUGUAUGAUUUUGAAGCUUUUAAGUUCAUAAGAAGAUAAUAUGUAGUUUGUGAUCAUAGAAGUGGUAUUGUGAACACAGGACAAUACUGUCAAAUGAGGAUAAAGUGUAUUGUGUUAAUCUGGCAACAUGAAAGACAAAUGUUUGGUAUAAAAAAAACAACUUAUAGAACCCACAGUACUGUAAUUCUUCAACCUUUUCGCAUGUUUGCAAUGUGUUUAUUCAAACCUAUACUAGCUGAAGGCAUUAUUCAGAGUAGACUGAUAAAAUUACGCUUUUUGAAGCCCUGAAAUUUACCGGUCCAACCAAUGUAGUUAUGUCUCAAAAAUUAACUUAAAAAUGUGUAUAAAUAGCGCUGAAAGUUGCAAAAAGGUUGAGGAAUGAGGGUAGUUAACUCUUGCUCUCGUAAUGCACCAUUCAUCCCCUUUCAUUGCCCACGUCGAAAUCUCAGACAAGUUUAUAUCGUCGUAACUUUAGGAUUACAUGUACUAUGUUUGUUAAAUACAUUUACAAAAUAUACUGUAUAUGUACAUGAUCAACGUGUAUGUAAUGAUAUUUUCAGGUACAAAUUGAUCUGAAGGUAAUUUUUUUGACCAUCACAGGUUUAAACAGUUGUUAAAUUGAUGAAAGAAAAUGUAUCUUUGUACUACACACUGUAAAUCAAUGUCUUUUGACACUUUCAUUUAAGUGUUAUAUUGACAAAUUGAUUUUGAGAAGUUGUGACCCACGAAUUAAUGAAAAUAAGAAAAUGGAAAUCAUUCAUUUGCAUUAUGAUAAUGUUUGAUGUUAAGAAAACUUUUUAUAUAUGAACAGUCUACAAAACCUGUGCAAAUAUAAUAGAUGUGUGCAUUUCGAUGUAUAUCAUAUAGCUUAUUCAUGUACAUUUUUCAUGGUAAUUGCCAACCAGAUCUGCCAGGAAUGCAGU